This is a messenger RNA of Oncorhynchus mykiss (rainbow trout), 7035 nucleotides long. The record is from RefSeq and is a predicted model, not a curated record. NCBI's taxonomy places the organism in Eukaryota, Metazoa, Chordata, Actinopteri, Salmoniformes, Salmonidae.
UGUCGUCCACUGUCACAGGGCCACUAUCGACACAGUCUGACUGUUGAGGACCUGCUCCAUCAACGUUAUUCAGAACAUGCUUCAUGUAUGGGGAUUGUAGAAGUGUUUUAGGCAGCAUAGAAUCGUACAGGGACCGUUAGAAGUAUUCUAGGGACCAUAGAACUGUAUAGGGAGCAUAGUAGAACCUGAACACUAUGGCCAGGAUGACUAUGGUGGACCAGUCAAGGCUGCUAAGGAUGCAGCUGACAGCCAUGCAGACCAUGAGAACGCUGAUAGUGGAGAAUGCCAGCGCGGGUGAAAAAAACAAUGGAUUUGAUGUUCUCUACCACAACAUGAAGCAUGGCCAAAUCUCCUCCAAGGAACUUACUGAUUUCAUCAGAGAAAGGGCUACCAUAGAAGAGGUCUAUGCCAGGUCAAUGACCAAACUUGCCAAGUCAGCUGGCAACUUCUCUCAGCUUGGGACAUUUGCCCCGGUGUGGGAUGUGUUUAAGACGUCCACAGAGAAGCUGGCCAGCUGCCACCUGGAGCUAGUGAGGAAGCUACAGGAGCUUAUCAAAGAUGUGCAGAAGUAUGUGGACGACCAGGCCAAGGUCCACAAAAAGACGAAGGAGGAGGUGGCAUCCACUAAUGGGGCAGUACAGACCAUCCAGACAACCGGGGUGGCCUUACAGAAGUCCAAGGAGAACUACAACGCCAAAACUGUGGAUCAGGAGAGACUCCGCAAGGAGGGAGCCACACAGAGAGAAGUGGACAAGGCGGGAGUGAAGGCCAAGAAAGCCACAGAAGCCUACAAGGGCCUUGUGGAGAAAUACGCCACAGCCAAGUCCGAGUUUGAACAGAAGAUGGCUGAAACUGCGCAGAAAUUUCAGAACAUCGAGGAGAGCCACAUUGUUCACAUGAAGGAUAUCAUUCAGUCGUACGCACAAUCUGUUGACGAGACACACGUUCAGAUCGGAGAGGUCCAUACAGAGUUUUUGGGGAACAUGGAGAACACCUCUGUGGAGGGCUUGAUACAGAAACUGGCUGAAAGUAAAGGAACGGGCAAAGAGAGACCAGGUCCUAUUGAGUUUGAGGAGUGCAACACUGCCAUCGCCACUGAAGGAGCCAAACCCAGAAAGAGAAAAACAUACGCCUUCCCUGGCCGCCGGAAAGACAACAAGGACACAGACUCCACGGAGUCGACAGAAGUUGAAGCUGCUAAUAAUGCCAACGGAGCUCCUCCUGGGUACUAUGGCACCAUAGACUUCCAGAACGCUAAUGUCCCCACGGUUGACGAAGAUGGCUUCUGUAUCAGACCAGAAGACCGCAACGAAAAUGAUGCCAAAGAGAACUCGUUCUAUUCAUCGAGUGACUCGGAGGACGAGGAUGAACCCAGGAAGUUCCGCGUGGAGAUCAAGCCGGUGGCGCCCAACAACGGGACGCACCAGAGCCGAGCCACCAUCGACGAACUCAAGGCCUCCAUCGGAAACAUCAGCCUGUCUCCACCAACCACGGGUCAGAUGCGAAGGAAUCAAUCCAGCGAUGAGUUGGGAAAGACCAGGAUUCCAGUGUCUUUCAACGACAGUAGGCCUGCUUUCAAUAAUGACCUUCUCUCUCUGGAUCCUUUCGGCCCGACCCUGGGAGGCUCCUCCUCAUCAACAGCUGAAGUGAUAUUACAACGGGAGCUCUCCUCUCCCCCACUGGCAGACAGCCUGCAGACCAAAGGAGAGGUCACCCCUCUCCCUCCCCUUGCCUCCACCACCACUAAUACCUUCUCUCCAUGGGAGGCCUCACCGGACGACCCCUUCCUGGCUCUGAAGCCCAUCCCAGCCCGGGCCCAGAGUGCCCCCAUCACCCAGCAGGCUGAGCCCAUAGACCCCCAGGAUCCAACCCCAACCCCUGCAGCCACAGCCAGGCUCCCUCAGGGAGAGGACCAGUCAGCAUUCUCCUGGUCCCAGAGCCAGUGGAUAGCCUUCAACGAUGACUUUGUGCCAUUCCGACGCCAACAGAGUUGCGGUCCUGGUACAAGUACAGGCCCGGUCAGCCAUGACCGGACCCAGUCAAAUCCCUCUACCAGCAGGACCCAGUCUAACCCCCCUAUUGACAGGGUCCAGUCUGGUCGGUCCAUCCGUUUCUUCUCUGAGGACCCCGCUGACCCCUAUAACAAGAUGCCGCUGAGCAGUGGGGUUGUGGAGGACAGCGCCUCCUGUGUCUCGGAGGUGCUAUCAGCACUGACAGAGGGGAUGGUAGCCUCAGCAGCUAGCCAAACAAACAACGUGCCUGCCCUGGCCAGACCCAAUACUCCUCUAGCUGGAGCCCUGGUGCCUCCUCCACGACCCUCCUCCAGACCCAAACUACCCACAGGAAAACUCACAGGAAUCACUGAAAUUGUGCGGCCGUUCAGCCCGCCAAAGACGUUGUCCAACGCCAGUCUUACUCUGGCUGCUCCCCUCGCCCGGGCAGAGAGCUCCUCCUCCCUGUCCUCCACCGCCUCCCUCAGUGCCUCCAACACACCCACCGUGGGGUCUGAGCAUACCUUUCGUCUCUCCCGCUCCUCUCCGGAACCAGAGUUCCUCCUUUCUCCCUCUCCUCUGUUUGUCCUCAGCCAAAAGGAUGAUGGUUUCAUUGGGAAGCUGCCCACCUUUGAGAAGCGCUGUGAAACGCCUGCAGGGACAUCUCGCGGUCCCAGCCCGGUGACCCUGGCAUCCCAGGAUGCCUUGCCCAUCGCUGUGGCCUUCACAGAGUCUGUUAAUGCCUACUUCAAAGGAGCUGAUCCCACUAAGUGCAUAGUAAAGAUCACUGGUGACAUGACCCUGUCCUUCCCCAUGGGUAUCAUCAAGGUGUUCACCAGUAACCCCUCCCCUGCCGUGCUCACCUUCAAACUGAAGAGCACGUCCAAACUGGAGCAGAUCCUCCCCAACCAGACACUACUGUUCAGUGAUCCCUCGCAAAGUGACACUAAUACCAAGGACUUUUGGUUCAACAUGCAAGCUCUCACAUCCUACCUCAGGAAAGCAUCAGAGCAGAACCCUGCUGCAUCCUACUACAAUGUGGACAUCCUCAAAUACCAGGUGUCCUCUAAUGGGAUCCAGUCCACCCCUCUGAACCUGGCAGUGUACUGGAAGUGUACCCCCACCACCACUGACCUGAGGCUGGACUACCGUUACAACCCAGAGUCCAUGCUCUGCCCCGGCCCUCUUUCCAACGUACAGGUCCUAGUGCCUGUAGACGGAGAGGUCAUCAACAUGCAGUCCCUGCCCAAUGCUGUCUGGAACUCAGAGCUGAAUAAGUCUCUAUGGAAGCUGAGUGAUAUCUCAGAGAAGUCUGAUAAUGAAGGCUCGGGGUCUCUGAGGGCUAAGUUUGAGCUGUCGGACGGCCCGUCCACCCCAACCACCCUGGCUGUGCAGUUUAUGAGCGAGGGGAGCACGCUGUCAGGGGUGGACAUGGAGCUGUUGGGAGCCGGGUACAGACUGUCCCUCAACAAGAAGAGGUUUGCCACAGGUCGUUACAUGGCAGACUGUUGAGUCGGCACACCGGCCUGGACCCCCAAGCACAACGGCUCUAUUGAAAGUUUUUAUUUUCAAUAGUUUAGUCUUUUUUGUCAUAUUUAUGGAAAGGGAGGGUUAGAGGGGAGAGGUGCAAGCGAAUACAACAGGUUUUUGUGACACAUCCAGACAUUUUGUAAACCGUCUUAAUAUUAUGUCCCAAUGGACCCAUCUGUCCCCGGGAAGAGAUAAGAGAGCUUCUUACUGCAGUAAAGCAGCACUGAGUAUUGAACACUGUUUUUUUUAAAUAUUAAAAUCAAAAUAAACGUUGGGCUGUCAGGAAAUGUAAAGGUAUAGAUAUUGAGAAGUGUAAUGCUUUCUGAUUUAAUUCAGACUUUUAUAAAGUCAGAAUCGUAGUGUUUUGUUAUGUAUAGGUGACAAUGUAUGGCUUAUAUAUAAAUAUAUAUAUAUUAUUUCAACAACAACAAAAAAAUGGGAAAAAAUUCUGCACUAACAAUCUUUCCGGACAUUUUAUUUUCUCCUUUGUAAAUGUUCUGUGUAUUCCACUGAAGCUCUUGAGUAACAAAGAUUUUGUGUAAAACAGUGAGAAGAGAAGGCGUGAGUAGAGGAGUGGACAGGCCAAACUAUCUUCCCUCACCCCCUCUCCUUCUCUUCUCCAGUCGAAAUACGGUCGCUGAGUAUUGUACUUUACAAGACUUAACUCGAGAUCUCUUUUUACAGAUUUUUUUUUUCUGGGCUCUUUCUAUUCUGAUUGUGUGCAAUGAAGAAAUUGAAGUAGAAGCUGUCUUAACUAAACAGCUUCUCUAAAACUGUCAUAGCACAAGCUUAAUUGGUUGUAUGUUGCUUCAGACAACCAUACAAAGUACAUUUUAAGUGUUCUCGUUCAAAGGCAAAAAACAAUUUGUGUGCUGCACGUUUCGUCACAAUAUUGUUUUGAACAUUGGUUUUUAGGACUGAUGUCCAACUUGAUCAUUCCACUCAAUGCAUUGUCAAUUGGUGCUGAUGAAUAUUUAAUCAAAAGUGCAUUACAGUGGCUUGGAAAUAUAAUUACAUUACUAAAGAAGGAAAAUAAUUCGUAGGAAAACCUUUUGUCAACAUUUUGAUCUUGCUAUAUUGACUUUAGAUGUAGUGUAAUGUUUGCUGGCUAGCUAAGAUUGAGAGGAAUCCACCGGAUGGCUAACGUUAGCAUUGCUAGCUAACAACAUUUCCAUCUGCAUGAAGUACAUUUGACAACAUCAUAAUGAUGGCAAAGUUGUUUCUUACUAAAUAUUUGCCUACUUUAGAAAUGUCAUAGUAUUUCCAUAGUGUAAUUUAGACAAAACACUCAUUAGCCCCCAUUCAAAGUCAUUAGCCCACAUUCUACUUUUGGGUAUCAAUAUGGCUGUGACGUCUAGAACAUUGAUAACAAUGGCAAUGACACGGCUGAGUGACAGGCGCAACCCAUACUGGACUGACCUCAGUGCCUCUUCUUACUGUGGAUAAAUUCAUUGAGAAACGUGCCUAUCUUUUCUUUCUGCCCUUUUGUAUGUUAAAAAACACCGCUAACAAAAAAGAAAGCACUAGUCUUGUGCCAGUUGUUGUUUUAUAAUAGUACUGUUUUUGGACAUUGAAAGGAAAAUGCCUCCAGUUUCUACACCAGUCAAACCCAAAGGCAUCUGUCUUCCAGAAACCACUGAUCCAGUGGACUCAUUGUCUCAGUUCGCUCUUUGCUACGAUGUCAUCUUUGAAAGUCUUUUCUAUCUGGGGUAUUUUUUCUCUCUUUGAUCAGAGAGAGAUCUUUGUUCCCAAAAAGCCUUCUGUCUAUUUAAGAGCACUGGACAGCCUACUGACCUAGCUUCUUAAUCAAAAUCAGGCCAAAUAAAUUCUAGAAAUGCCUUAAGAAAAUAUACCUUGACAUCUGUUGAUGACGGUAAUAAAAUGCUACCCAGUUGGGAUAGGUUACAUACUGUAACUGCCAUGUUUGCCUGUGAGGAGAGAGACAGACAAAGGUUCUUGGUGCUGACUCGAUGUCAUACUGAGUGAUUCAUUCUUGCCUUAUAUACCAAUGGAGGACCAGUAUCUAGAUGGGCUACAUCUCCUAGAUGGAGGGAUAUUUAUGCACGUUAUGUAGCAGUUAGUUCUAUCAAUAUCACAAACAUGUUUUUGUAUGCCUUUUUCAUCCAACGCCUCUUCCCCAAAACCAUUGUUUUGACAUAGGUAAAAGAUCAGUACUGUAAUGUCAUUACAAACAUUGAUAAUGGGCACAUCAGCAACACUGUGAUUGUGGACUAUUUUCUAAAGGCCCCUCUAGGCAUUGUAGGUUACUUCAAUACUAGAUUUGUACUGUUACUGUCCAUCCUGUAUGUGGCCAUCUGACCACUGUAUCCUUGUAGACACCUGGUCUUUGGAACAGUUAGGGUUUGAUACUGUUAACAUUCUUGCUGCUUCUGAAAUGACAGCCUAUGCUCCAGUUCAAUUAUUUUGUUUAAUAGUAGUGCACUAUGGAAUAGUGUGCCAUUUCAGAGGCACUAUGAGUAGAUCUGGUUAAUCCAAGCCUUUCGCUUACUUGUAUAAAAAUAUGCCUUUCAUCACAUCGCAUCGCUUACUAGUUAAUAUGUGAUCCGCCCAUAGAGAUAGAUAGAGGACUCAUCUCCAUAUAUCCAUCUAGACUCCUCUCUAUCUAUCUCUAUGUAUCUCUGUAUCCAACCUAUCCUCAAAAUGAAACUGUUCAGUACAACAACAAAAUACUUAGUCCAUGUGGCCACAGAAUUUAAUAACAAUGCGAAAGAAGUAAUUAUUGUUUAACAAUGUUGAUGUUUAAAAUAUUAUUUGUUUUGUACACAGUACGAUUCGGUCAAGAUUUCGUUUUGUAAGGGCAUGGAUUCAUCUGAAUCACCACUGUUUUAUUGGACAUUUUUAAAUUGUAUGUACAAUUUUUUUUAAAGGUGAGAUUUGCAACCUUCAAUAGCAUUGUAGAGGCAGAUACUUACUUUAGUUGUAUGAUGGGUAAAAUAAUACACAAAAAAACUCAACAUUUAUUUAAAUCUCUUCAAGAACACUAUAUGACACCAUACUGUCCCAACCAAAUGAUGUGAGGUUAUCUGAAUGGAGUUUACUACUUACUUAUCAUGCAAAACAAAUGUAGCAGGUGAGGAACGUUUAGAGAGGAACAACGUAUUUCUGUGGCGUUCUCCUUUAAACAGCACAGGCUACUCUCGAUUCACCCCUUCGAUCAGAGAAACCCCACACAGAAACGGGAAUAUAUAUGCAACGUAUAUUUAGCAAGCUGGUUCUUGCUGUCUCUACAUAACACCCUGUGAUUUUUUUUUUUGGGGGGGGGGGGGGGGGGGGGGGCUUGUCAUCAUGGUAAUUCUCUGUAUGUAUGUCUGUCAAAAAGGAUAGUUAAAAAAGCAAAAUUGUGUGUAUAUGAUUUCUCAUGAAAUGUACAUUUUUACAAAUAUCUCAGCCACUUUUUUUCUGUUCUCUUCAUGAUCGAUCUCAAUAUGCCUCUAUUAAAUGUGUAAUAUAUGAAUAUAUACAUGUGUAUAUAAAAAUGACUACUUAAAAUGGU